AUGGAUGAAUUCCAACCUAACUUAAUUGCUUCUACUCCAGAGAAAGACUUGCUUGAAAACAAGUUAGAGUCAUUGCCUACAUCUCCAAAUUCUCCUGCAAGAAAGAAAUAUAGACUGUAUGGCAAAAUUGUAUCACAAUUUUUUUGUCAAUGCUCAAUUUGCAACUUUCAAAUAAAAAGAGCUCCAAAUAAGCCAAAAAAGAUUUUUGACUAUACAGACUACGAAGUCCAUAAACAAGGAAAAUUAAAAACCUUCACAUGGCUUUUAAUUGAGCUUGGAAAGUUGUCCAAAAAAUUACCUAUCAAAAUAACAGUCCCCGACACUGUAAUUUUUCGACGAGGAAAACCUAUUGCUAUUGUCCAGCCCUUAAGGGAAAGUUAUAUAAAAAUGACCUCAAACCCAGAAAGGCUGAACUUAGCCAAAAUUUUGAAAUCUUUUACGAAAAUCGUAAAAAAGAGAAAAAAAGAAGAUUUAAGCCUUGUAAAAGGAAAUAACGAAAAUGACUCAGCUGUUUUUAUUACCCAAGACUUAUAUGGUAAAGAAACAGUUUUAUUGAAAUAUUUAGUGAAAGGGAAAGACUGUGCAGAAAUUGAAGAAAAUCCUCAAUUUGAAGAUGGAGUGUUAAGGGUAAUGAGCGAAAAAGAGUUCACUGAUUUUAUGUGUGAAAGGCCUGGAAGUCUGAUAUGAAGGACAAUUUCAUAUAUACAGACAGUUAUUAAAUGUAAAUUUGGGAUAGGUGAAAUAAUUACGGUUGAGCUGUAUUCAGAUAGAGACAAUAGAACAUUGUCGAACUAUAUUGAAGAACAGGAAAACGAAACUCAACUGAUGUAUAGUGAUCCUAAAGAAUAUUGCCAGCUAAUGUGUAAAAGGAUUGUUUCAAUUAUUUUUGAGCACACAAAGUAUCAAAUAUUAAAAAUUAAAGCAGAGUUCAUGAAAGAUGACGAAAAUAAAAUUUGGCUUGCAUUCGCCCCAGAAAUUUAUGUUCGAAACAGAGAAAUGCCUACUUCUUCAAGAAGAGAAGCAAAAGAAAUAAUAGACACUCCUGACCAAAGCCCAGGGUUUUUUAUUACAGAAAAAAGCCCAAAUAGAUCAUACUCUGAAAGUUUAAUAAAAAAUCCUCAAAAUGUUGCUAUAUGAAAAGCGAAAAAAAUAAUAUUGAUGCCUCUGAAGCAGGAAAUAAGAGACAGAAGAAGCAAGUCUUCUAUGAAAGCGAUUUAUUGUAGAGGUGAAAGCAAUUCUCCACAGAAAAUCCGCCCCAACACUCAUAUAGAAAAAAUAUGGGAAAGUUUGGUUAAAUCAAAAAAGACUCAUGUGAGAGAAAGAUCGCUGAAUAAGACCCCAGAAAGUAUAAGGGACUGAUGCUAUACUCCUCCAUUGAGAUUUUCUCCUAUGAAGAACUUGCGAUCUGCAAGCUAUUUAAUUUAA
Messenger RNA from Blepharisma stoltei, 1425 nucleotides. NCBI's taxonomy places the organism in Eukaryota, Ciliophora, Heterotrichea, Heterotrichida, Blepharismidae. The record is from the annotation of a GenBank genome assembly.